This is a messenger RNA of Acanthosepion pharaonis, 600 nucleotides long. The record is from the annotation of a GenBank genome assembly. NCBI's taxonomy places the organism in Eukaryota, Metazoa, Mollusca, Cephalopoda, Sepiida, Sepiidae.
AUGCAAUCUCCAUCUGUCUCAUUUAUCUAUCUAUCCUUAUGUAACUGUUCAUUAUCUAUCUAUCUAUCUAUCUAUCUAUCUAUCUAUCUAUCUAUUGCAGUCCGUUUAUUAUCUAUGUAUCCAUCUAUCGCAUUCUGUUCAUCUGUAUGUAUGCAUGUAUCCAUCUCUCUGUCUCAAUCUGUUCGUAUCUAUCAUCUAUCUAUCUAUCUAUCUAUCUAUCUAUCUAUCUAUCUAUCUAUCUAUGUUCAUUUUUCUUUUUCUUUAACUACUGUUCAUAUCUAUCUAUCUAUCUAUCUAUCUAUCUAUCUAUCUAUCUAUCUAUCUAUGCCUUUCCAUAUCUAUCUAUCUAUCUAUCUAUCUAUCUAUCUAUCUAUCUAUCUAUGCCUUUCCACAUCUAUCUAUCUAUCUAUCUAUCUAUCUAUCUAUCUAUCUAUCUAUCUCAACACUUUUCACCUAAAUCUAUCUAUCUAUCUAUCUAUCUAUCUAUAUGCAAAGGAAUACUUCGAGAGUCAAUUCUUUUCCUCUGCUGAUAUUCAAAGCCGCCAUCUCUGGCUUUUUCGGGCCUCUCUUUUCUUUCCUCUCCAUAUUUUUCCCUUCUGA